CCUCUGCAUACUUGCCAUGACAGUUGUGUUAGGACUAGUCCUAUAUUUUAUGUAUUCAUGGUCAGCACACAGCAGGUCAGCCAAAAUCGAGGUAUCUAAGAGGUACAUGGGGAAAGCAGGGCGAACCACAUGGGAAGAGGGGCUGAUCAAGACAGGGAUUGGUAACAUUACUCUAAGGGAUGGGGAAGAUAGCACAGUGCAGUUAGACCCGUGCGACUACAUGCAUUGCUCCGACCCUAAGAAACUGGGGUGGGCGGACGCCUACAUAUGCUAUGUCGAAGGCAGUUUUGGUCAAACCGCCAAUCACUGCUCGGGGGGCUGGGCUUUUGUUUUAUGGACCACCGCAUACACCGAUUGGGGUUAUACCCUAUGGGACGACAAAACAAACAUCAAAGGGAGAUUGUCUAUCUCCAAAGUCAAUUCAUCGAGCCCCGUUGUCCUGUUGCAACUACAGGCUGCCCAGAUAUCAGACGGGGGUUAUUAUGUUGUAUUUAUGUAUGUAUCCGGCACCGACCCGUGUGGCACAUUUUACAUAGACAUCGCGCCCAAAACUCAGACCCCCAAAAAGGAUAAACCGCCUUUGACACAAACAUUGACAUCCAUAGGUACAUCUACACUUCUAAAACGUAACCUAUACAUAGGCAAUAACGACCAUAACAACAUUGAUGUGGUUCAGACCAGUAAUGGGAACACCGGUAACGUUUGGUGGCACACUCUGAGAUCAUUCUUGCAGGCCGCAGGACAAAAUGGUUCAUGUUAUGCAUGCACCCUUUUUCCCCAGGACUCAUCAAUGUCAGUGCCAGUUCGUCCGCGCUCUCUGACCCAGGUUGAACACCUCUGUGCGUUUAUGGCUCUGACAAGGCCCAUCAAGGGGGAAGACCGCGUAACCAAGUGGCGUUAUGCCAGGCAGCUUCCCCCACCAUGCAGUAAUAAGUCUAACUCCCUUUUGCGUGCAUAUACGGUUGAUACCACAUACGCAAAGUACCAACCGGUCAGCCAUGUGCACCCCAGCCAUUUGAGAGGGAUGAAACACAGCAUUUGUAUCCAGAGAGUAUACCACAAAACGUCUCUUACACCACCUUAUUUUUCCCUAGGUACUACUACUGGUUGUACUCGUAUCCUACAGAAUACGUGCAGUUACGGUGUUUACAAUAGCUCGUAUUGCAUAUUCAGUGUCCCUGAAAGAAUCCUUUCUAACGUAGCAUUCCCUGAUGUUAACCAUACUUCCCUCCAACUGGCCUGGCCCAGUGAUGCUGGGUUUAGCGCGCCACAAGAUUACAUUUGGUUGUGCGGCAACAAGCUCUAUCAGAUGCUGGCUCCCCUCUGGAUAGGUACAUGCACUCUAGUGGAUUUGAAUCCAGCAGUCACGGUCCUCACGUCCUUAAUGUACACGACACAUCAUUACCCAGAGUUCCAACACCCCGACCACCACAAGGUAAAAAGAGAGCUGACGUCCACUGGAGUUAAAUUCUUUGGCGGCCUGUUCCCAUGGUGGGGUACAGUAAACAAUGCCCAUAAGAUAGAUACCUUACACGUUCGACUAGAGAACCUCACUUACGAGACGACGCAAGGCUUCCAGGCAUUGCCCCCAUUCAUAAUAGCCUCUAGGAAUAUGCUCAUGCAGCACCAAUUUGCUCUUGACCUUUUGUUCGCCUCAAAGGGUGGCCUGUGUCAUGUGAUCGGUGACUCCUGUUGCACUUACAUUCCCGACGCCACCAAGAACAUCACUGAUACCGUGCUGCAUCUUAACAACUUGUUAGCCGACAUGAAAGCGGAUGACAUAUCCAACGCAGGCGGCUGGGACUGGUGGGCCUGGCUUACAUCGGGGGGGUGGCAAGCAUGGCUAGCUAGGAUAGUUACACCCCUGAUAAUCAUUUUCGGCCUAGUAAUCAGUUGUACCUGUUUGAUUAUCCCAAUACUGAAGAAAGGCUUUUCCAGCCUGGUAUCUUUAGCUUUCUACUGCUAUUCCAUUACAAGACAAUCCUUUGCGCCACAGUGAGAUAGACCAGCUAGAAUCAGAAGAGUCUGAUUCCGACACUACAAUAUAAUCAAUAUAAUCAUGUGAAUCGAGUGUACUCUCCUCUUAUGCUUACAUUAUAUUGGAGUCUGUCCUC
Gymnodraco acuticeps is the source of this 2114-nucleotide messenger RNA. RefSeq lists its product as uncharacterized. The transcript is spliced from 2 exons. NCBI's taxonomy places the organism in Eukaryota, Metazoa, Chordata, Actinopteri, Perciformes, Bathydraconidae. The coding region runs from base 17 to 1999 and encodes 660 amino acids. The record is from RefSeq and is a predicted model, not a curated record.